AUGAUUGAAAUAAGAAGACCAUUAUCAGAAAAGAAUUUAGCUAAUAGAUCAAGUAAAGAAUUACAAAGACCAAAUUCAUCUAAUUCAUAAUAAAAAUAGAAUUUAUAGACUAUGAAAAGUUCAAUAUAAUUACAAAAACAAAAUCAAAACUUUUAUUCCAAAUAUUUUAGUACUAAAGAUUAAAAAGAAAAUAUUGAAAUUCGUUCAAAUUUAGAUAGAAAUCCAUCAACUAAAUCAAAAUAAACACCUUAAGAUUAUAAAAAAUUGUAAGAUAAACUUCUCUAUUUGGAAAAUAAAAUCUCAUCAAUCAAAUCUCAUAUAGAUAAUAGUUAAAGAUAAUCUAAAAAUAGUAUAGCAUCAAAGUUUUUUUCAUAAAACACCUAAAAUAAUUAAAAUUCAACAUCAGUUUAGAAAUCUGUGUAAAUUGAUAUUACAAAUAGGGGUUAGAAAGAAUAGAAAGAAUAAAGAGAAUUUACUCCUUAAUAAUAGAAUAAAUUAAAAUCCAGUACUUUAGUUAAUAAUAAUAAUAAUAAUGAGUAUAAAACUUCUAUUGAAGGUACAAUAAUUAAGAAACCAAGUUUAUCAACUUUUGUUACUUAAGUAAAAGCUCCCUUAUCUGAAAAUAAAACUAAUUUUAAAAACUUAAAACCUGAUUCAGCAAAGGCUGGUAAUUCAAUUAAAACAAAUUUUAAAAGAAAAAAUUCUCAAGAAAAAACAGUGGAAUCUUCAUUUUUAUAUUACAUCUCUUCAAUUAUUAAAGGAUAUAUGCAACCUGAAAUAACAAGACCAAUUGAAUUAAUUAGAGAACAUUUGCUUUAAACUAUGUAAGCAUCCUUGUUCUAAAAGUCUGUUAAAAUUGUAACAAAUGUUGAAGAUAAAAAAAUUAAUUUACCUAGUACAAAUAAAAAAACAAUAGUAUUUGAUUUAGAUGAAACUCUAAUUCAUUGUAAUGAAUCAAUACAAGUUCCAGGAGAUGUAAUUUUACCAAUUAAAUUUCCAUCUGGAGAAAUUAUAGAGGUAUUUUAAAAAAUAAUUUUAGGCUUCAAUAAAUAUCAGACCAUAUGCUUAAUAAGUUUUAUAAACUCUUAAUAAGCAUUUUGAAAUCAUAGUAUUUACUGCAUCACAUUCUUGUUAUGCAAAUGUAGUUAUUGAUUAUUUAGACCCUAAUAAAAAUGUGAUAGCUCAUCGAUU
Messenger RNA from Paramecium sonneborni, 1191 nucleotides. Lineage: Eukaryota; Ciliophora; Oligohymenophorea; Peniculida; Parameciidae. The record is from the annotation of a GenBank genome assembly.